AUGAUGAAAAUUUUAAUCUUCUUGUGUUCUACAUAAUUCUAUCCAACAUCUUCUCUCUUCCAUAAUUGACUGUGGCACAUGAUGAUGUCGUGUGCACUUUUCUCUCACUGUCAAGUGUCAUCCCAAAUCACGGGUUUAACUGCAUAUGUAUUCACAAGAUGGUUGGUUACUUUGCUCGUGUUGAAUUAAAUUUCUAGCUAUUCUGGGAUAGAACACCAUAAUUUGUGUUAGUAUCUGUUCUUAUACUCCCACCUUUAAGACAAUUUGAGUUGUUUUGUUUGUCAUGGUGCUUUGGGACUCCACGUGAUUAGGAUGCCCCUUUGAUUUCUUGAAGCAAGCUGUAGGUGUUACUUGAUCUGGAUUGAAGGAUAGAUUGAAGUUAUGUCUGCUUAUGGCCAUCAAACGGAGCAUAUGUAUUCUGAAAGAAGUCUCACAGGUGGUUCUGAGGUGAGGAGCAGUUUUGUGCUGGAAUCAGGAUUCUACAUCACUACUUUUGCUGCAACCAUCUUCAUUGCUGGAUUCGCCGCCAUCGGGCUUUUACUAAUUACUUUGUUGGUUUCCCUGGCAUUGAUGCUGCAAUCUUGUCAAGAUAAUAACGGUGGAGUUGCUGAGCUUCAGGAUAAAAAUGGUGACUACAGUUAUUGCAAGGUUUAUUCCCUGCAUGCUAAGCUAAAUAACUUGGAAGGACAUGAUCCUCCAAACAUAUGCAAGGACCUGGCCUUAGAGUAUAUCAAAGGAGGUCAAUAUGCUAGAGACUUGGAUUUAACCAGGUCUGUGAUUGAGGAUUACUUUGAUAAUGUUAGUUCAUCAGAUGAUGGUCUUGAUGUGGUAUUGAUAGACAUAGAUGGCAUCUUUCCACCAAAUCUUCACUCUUCCAAUUUGUUUCAAAGCAUUAGCAAUUGUAUCUUAGAGGCAAGGAAGUUAAAGCGCAUGCUUGUUUUAAGAUUAUUCAUGAAUCUUCAAGCUAGUAGGUGGUUUGUAAUUCUGUUAUCAAGAGAGCCUGGGACACACCAAAAUGUCACCAUCGAUAACCUUCUCUCUGCUGGAUUUAGAGGUUGGUCUUCCUUGAUGAUGAGAACAGAAGAUGAAGAUUCUACCAAAGCAAAUGAGUACUUUUCUAGGCAAAGGAAUGUGAUACAGACCAAGGGUUUCCGUAUAAAAAGCAUCAUAAGCAGCCAUAUAGCUGCUUUGAGUGUUGCAGAUACAGGAAUACGAAAUUUUUUGCUUCCAGAUCCUAUAUGUGACAAGUUUGAGCAGCAAAAGAGAGCAUAGAUUGCAGGAUGAUGGAGUUUUUGUUGGACUGUAAUUUUUUAAUUUUAUUCUCUGAAUCUUGUUUUGUUCACAUCAGGGAUAUUGUAAUUACACGUAGAUCCAAAAGACAGGUAGCAUAAUCAAAUAUAAAAUCAUACAUAUGCUUUUUAAAAGUUAUAGAAGUUGAAGUUUUUUUAUUCUUG
Lotus japonicus is the source of this 1454-nucleotide messenger RNA. RefSeq lists its product as uncharacterized. NCBI's taxonomy places the organism in Eukaryota, Viridiplantae, Streptophyta, Magnoliopsida, Fabales, Fabaceae. The transcript has 5 exons. Bases 382 to 1272 code for a protein of 296 amino acids. The record is from RefSeq and is a predicted model, not a curated record.